UCGAGAGAGAGAGAGAGAGGGAGCGUGCGAGAAAAUGAAAAUGGGAGAAGACGCCGCCUCCUCCGUCUAAAAAAACCCUUGCUUUUUCUUUUUCAUGGCCGCAAGGCCUUUCCGAAUCUUCUCCCCAUCUUCUCGCCUCUCUCAUCUCGUUCUCCCACGCCAAAAAAGCAUCUCCUGCUCGGCACCUCCCCUCGCACACCCCGCCCGCACAGCCACGCCCGAGCACGAAACCCUGGCGCAGAAGAUCGGGAAAUCCAUCCGCAGGCCCGGCGCCACGUCCAAGGCCAGGGUCCAUGCCGACGUCAACGUCCUUCGCCCCAAGGACUACUGGGACUACGAGUCCCUUACCGUCCAGUGGGGGUAUUUUCAGAGCAGGACGAUUAUGAAGUGGUCAGGAAGGUCGGGAGAGGGAAAUACAGCGAAGUGUUCGAAGGAGUGCAUUGCACGAACAACGAGCGGUGCAUCAUCAAGAUCCUUAAGCCUGUGAAGAAGAAGAAGAUCAAGAGGGAGAUAAAGAUCCUGCAGAACCUAUGCGGUGGCCCAAACAUUGUGAAGUUGCUUGAUAUUGUCAGAGAUCAGCAGUCGAAGACCCCCAGUCUAAUAUUUGAAUAUGUCAACAAUACUGAUUUUAAAGUGCUUUAUCCAACGCUAACUGACUACGACACUCGAUACUACAUAUACGAACUGCUGAAGGCUUUGGACUAUUGUCACUCACAAGGUAUUAUGCACCGAGAUGUGAAGCCGCACAAUGUCAUGAUUGAUCACGAGCAGCGUAAGCUUCGCCUUAUUGACUGGGGACUUGCAGAGUUCUAUCAUCCUGGGAAAGAAUACAAUGUGCGUGUUGCUUCAAGGUACUUCAAAGGCCCGGAGCUCCUUGUUGAUCUGCAAGAUUAUGAUUAUUCCUUGGAUCUGUGGAGCCUUGGGUGUAUGUUUGCUGGAAUGAUAUUCCGUAAGGAGCCAUUUUUCUAUGGGCAUGAUAAUUAUGAUCAACUGGUCAAAAUUGCCAAGGUACUCGGGACAGAUGAAUUGAGUGCGUAUCUAAGCAAAUACCGUUUGGAGCUCGACCCACACCUUGAGGCCCUUGUUGGGAGGCAUAGCCGGAAGCCAUGGACGAAGUUCACUAAUGCUGAUAAUCAGCACUUGGCAGUUCCUGAGGCGAUUGACUUCCUCGACAAGCUGCUCCGAUAUGAUCACCAGGAAAGGCCAACUGCAAAGGAAGCCAUGGCCCAUCCCUACUUCAAUCCAGUGAGAAGUGCAGAAAGCAGCAGGUCUCGUGCCCAGUAGCACGGAUCACAUGGUGCUCCUGAAAAGAAUGUUCUCAUGCCUGGUGGGGCCGCUUUGUGUAAGUUCAACUGCAUUUUUAUGUGGAUGAUUUUCUUUUUCUUUUUUCUUUUUUUGGCAGCAAUGGCCUUCAAGCAUAUUGCGUUAUUAGGAAGAUCUGCAAUAUUUAGUCCUCGUCCAACUAUGAUUGUUGAAUUUGGAUUAAGCCUUUUCUAUAUAUGUUUUUAUUGCCUUC
This is a messenger RNA of Magnolia sinica, 1516 nucleotides long. RefSeq names its product casein kinase II subunit alpha-like. The transcript has 10 exons. Gene Ontology annotation, cellular component: protein kinase CK2 complex; nucleus; cytosol. The record is from RefSeq and is a predicted model, not a curated record. Gene Ontology annotation, molecular function: ATP binding; protein serine/threonine kinase activity. The coding region runs from base 724 to 1284 and encodes 186 amino acids. Gene Ontology annotation, biological process: protein phosphorylation. NCBI's taxonomy places the organism in Eukaryota, Viridiplantae, Streptophyta, Magnoliopsida, Magnoliales, Magnoliaceae.